This is a messenger RNA of Effrenium voratum, 602 nucleotides long. Lineage: Eukaryota; Dinophyceae; Suessiales; Symbiodiniaceae. The record is from the annotation of a GenBank genome assembly.
GGUUUGGUUGGAAUGUAAACGGUCCUGCCACAAUGGCGCCAACUUCCGACUCACCAGAGGAUGUGGAUGAAACAGAAGACAAGACAGAGAAGACAAAGUCGAGCUUCUCAAAUCCCACAGUCCUCAAAGCAGCCUUAGAUAUAGUGAAACACAAGAAGCAGGAAGCUGUUCAAGCAGAGCAGUAUGACCAAGCAGCUCGAUUCCACCAGAAGAUACAACAACUUGAGGCGCAGCUGGCUCUGGUUGAGACGUCUGAGGAUGCUGGCGCUUCUGGCACUGGAGGUGACGAGGAUGCUGAAGAUGAAGAGCCUCAACGAAAGCCCGUCCAGCGACGCUCCUUGCUCUCUGCGCCAAAUCCGUUCCGGACCGUAGAGCUUUUGGAGCAGAGUGGAUAUAGCCGACCACAGGCAUGCGGCCUGCUGUUCCUGCUCUACGUCAUGGUCUUCGCUCUGGAGAUGGUACUCUUGUACGUGGGCUGGAGGCUCAUUGGCCUUGGAGGGGAGUCUGCAGAUGAGGGCUUCAAUGAAGACAUGAUGGAGGAGCUCUGAUGCCUUCAGGCAACUGGCCCUUUGCUUCUUGUGGUCAUUGUUGCCGAAGCUGCC